GUUGUUAAUAAAGUUUCGGUGACGUAAUGAAUCCAACAUGUCGGUGUGCAGCAGCAUGAAGGUGUCACCCUCAGCUCUUCGGGGGUUUAAAUGUCUUUUCGCUGCUCGGUUUUCCUUCAGGAGGAUCUUACCGGGUCUGCCGGGGCUCUGCGGGAGAGGUUACUCUGUGGAGGCUACGCCACAGCAGGUGUUGGACGAGAGCCCGCGGGGCCCCCAGGAUCUCUACAGGGGGCCCCUGGACCACUACAGCUCUCUGAUCAGAGACGGGGCGUUGCGGGACGACGAGCACCAGAGAGCCGUGAUGCUGACUCUGGACCAGCUGCACAAAACCCUGAGAGGAUACAGCAACACACACACUUCGUUCUUCUCCAGGUUAUUCACCAAAUCUAAAGCUCCUCAAGGUUACUACAUCUACGGUGACGUGGGCACAGGGAAGACGAUGGUGAUGGACAUGUUCUAUUCUCACGUCGAGACGGAGAAGAAAAAGAGGGUUCAUUUCCACGGCUUCAUGCUGGACGUUCAUAAAAGGAUCCACCGUCUGAAGCAGAGCAUGCCGAAGAGGAAAGCCGGUAAGAUGGCCAAAUCCUACGACCCCAUCGCUCCUGUCGCCGAGGAGAUCAGCGAGGAGGCCGCUCUGCUCUGCUUCGACGAGUUUCAGGUGACAGACAUCGCCGACGCUAUGAUCUUGAAGCAGCUCUUUGAGAAUCUGUUCCUGAAAGGAGUCGUCGUUGUGGCCACCUCCAACCGCCCCCCCGAAGAGAUAUUGUCAAACCCUUCGCCUGGACUCGGGGAUAGACUACCGGCGGAGGAACCGACCGUCUGCUGGAAAACUCUACUUCCUGUAAGAGACCUUCACAAUAAAGCCACCAGUCAUCGUGCAUUUUAUUGUGAGGUCUUUAAUGUUUCCUGCAGCUCCAGCGAGACGGACGUCGAGGCGACUUUAGACCAGCUGUUUGACGAGCUGGCUUUCAAACAGAACGACAUAACACGCCCCAGACUGAUGAACGUGAACAACAGGAAGGUGCGUCUGGAGAAAGCCUGCGGCAGCGUCGCUGACUGCACCUUUGAGGAGCUGUGUGACCGACCGCUUGGAGCCAGCGACUACCUGGAGAUCUCCCGGUUGUUCGACACCGUCUUCAUCCGACACAUCCCCCUGCUGACGCUCAACAAGAAGAGUCAGGCCCGGCGCCUCAUCACGCUGGUGGACGCGCUGUAUGACCACAAGGUGAGGGUGGUGAUUCUGGCCGAUCAUCCUCUGGAGGAGUUGUUCGUUCAGGACGUAGAACCGGGACACGACGAGAGCCACAUCCUGAUGGACGACCUCGGGCUCAAGAGGGACGAAGCCAGCAGUCUGUCGAUCUUCAGCGGCGACGAGGAGAUGUUCGCCUUCCAGAGGACGGUGUCCCGGCUGACGGAGAUGCAGACGGAGGAGUACUGGGUCGAGGGAGACCGGAGCCUCAAAGCCCAGUAACGCCUCAAAGAGAAACCAGGAACAGAGGGACCAUGAUGCACAACAGACCAGUGACUCCUGUACAGACUAUUUAUUCAAGGCUUUUAUUUUGAAAUGCACUUUACAGACUUCCUGAACUGGAUCAGCUUUUCUACAUCUGUACGGAGGAUUUCCUGCAGAUUUUAAGGACCUUUUGAACUCCUCUCUUGAAGAUAUGACGCAUCUCAAUGAGUGGAGGAUGUUUUAACACAGCGGCAGCAGAUUCGCUCUGAGAUUCACAGACGUGUGUUUUUAUUCCUCAUGAUUUAGAAGCUCCGAACAAAAGCAGACGGACGGGGAUUACAUCACGUAGCAUUUAGCUUCAACAAGAUUACUCACCAAGGUGUCAGAGAAACAGGGGGGUCUUCAGUUUGCAUCAGGAAAUGGAGACCCGCCGCUGUCCUGAUGCCAUUGGGAAGCUCCUUUCACCAUUAGCCGAGCGACGUGCACAUGCUGGUUUAACCGAGGCCUGGAUGUAGGAAGGACCAGAUCCCCCCACAGCUCGGUAGACCAGUACAGGGUCUUGAAGCAGAGGUGUGGUGUGGGAGAACUGGGGGAGGCUGCAGAGGUCAGGGUGAUAUUUAAUUGAAUUUGUGCAGGAAUGAAAACUUAUGAUGGUGUUGACGCUCAUCAAUGUUUGGGACUUGCCUUCAACUGGGAUGAACUGGGAGCGAUGUGGAAAAUAAAUGUAUGAGAUUUUAUUGCGAUAA
Eleginops maclovinus (Patagonian blennie) is the source of this 2199-nucleotide messenger RNA. It is a transcript of the gene afg1la, whose product is annotated as AFG1 like ATPase a. Bases 38 to 1471 code for a protein of 477 amino acids. The transcript has 11 exons. Gene Ontology annotation, molecular function: ATP hydrolysis activity; ATP binding. NCBI's taxonomy places the organism in Eukaryota, Metazoa, Chordata, Actinopteri, Perciformes, Eleginopidae. Gene Ontology annotation, cellular component: mitochondrion; cytoplasm. The record is from RefSeq and is a predicted model, not a curated record.